Molecule: messenger RNA, 1551 nt
Organism: Rangifer tarandus platyrhynchus (Svalbard reindeer)
Lineage: Eukaryota; Metazoa; Chordata; Mammalia; Artiodactyla; Cervidae
Source: the annotation of a GenBank genome assembly
AUGAGGCAAUGGUAUAGUCAUCAGGGCCACCAGAAAAUUACAUCAGAAGAGAAGAACACAGUUACCACUAUGACAGAGUUGAGUCCCACAGCAGGGAAGAACUCUCAAGAUAUACAAGGGGAUGAGAAGCUCAGCCCUAGGAAAGCUCCUGGCAUUUGUUCCACUCGCUAUGGAAUAGCCUUCAUGGUACACCUCUGCAACUUCAUAAUAAUGGCACAAAAUAUUAUCAUGAAUAUCACCAUGGUAGCCAUGGUCAACAGCACAACCCAUCAGCCCUCAUUUAAUGACUCCACUGAGGGGUUGCCUAUUGAUUCCUUUGGUGACCCAAAUAAUUCUCCAAAGAGUCUUCCUGCAGGGGCCCCUGUGUAUGAUUGGAACCCUCAAAUCCAGGGCAUCAUCUUUAGUGCUAUCAACUAUGGCAUGAUUCUGACACUGGCUCCCAGUGGGUACCUGGCUGGAAGAGUAGGAACAAAACGAGUGGUUGGUGCUGCUCUGCUUGGAUCCUCCCUUCUUGUUCUUUUCACCCCUCUGGCAGCUGACUUUGGACUAGUUUUCCUCACUGCAACUCGAAUACUUCAGGGCAUGAGCCUGGGGUUAGGAUAUGGGGGUCAGUUUGCAAUCUGGGAAAGAUGGAGUCCUCCACAUGAACGAAGUCGACUCUGUGGCGUUGCUAUAUCAGGAUUGCUGCUGGGAACCUCCAUUGCCAUCCUGCUGGGUGGCAUCAUCAGUCAAACCCUCGGGUGGCCUUUUGUCUUCUAUAUAUUUGGAGGUUUUGGCUGUGUCUGCUUUCCUCUCUGGUGUGUUUUGGUUUAUGAUGAACCCAUCGCUCAUCCAUGGAUAAACAUUACAGAGAAAGAAUAUAUCCUAUCCUCCUUGGCCCAACAGGUCAGCUCUACUAAGCAGCCUCUUCCCAUCAAAGCUAUGGUCAGAUCUCUACCCCUCUGGUCCAUGUGUGUUUGCUGUUUCAGCCAUCAGUGGUUAAUUAAUGUAAUAACUAUAUAUGCACCAACUUACAUUAGUUCUGUGUUCAACAUUGAUAUUAGAAAUAGUGGUUUCCUGUCUGCCCUUCCUUUUAUUAUUGCCUGGGUCGUUUGCCUCCUGGGAAGUUACCUGGCAGAUUUCCUUCUGACCAAGAAUUUUAGGCUUGUUACAGUGAGGAAAAUUGCCACAGUUCUAGGAAAUCUCCCCUCCUCAACAUUCCUUUUGGUUCUGCCAUUCGUUGCCUCCAACUAUAUCAUAGCAGUGAGCCUUCUGACACUCUCCUGUGGACUAGGCCUGUUAUGUCAGCCAGGGAUCUAUGUCAAUGCCUUAGAUAUUGCUCCAAGGCAUUCUAGUUUUCUCAUGGGAAUGUCAAGGGCAUUUGCACAGCUAUCUGCUGUCCUGGCACCCACUGUCAGUGGAUUUCUUCUCAGUCAGGACCCUGAAUUUGGGUGGAGGAAUGUCUUUUCCUUGUCAUUUGUCAUUAACACAUUAGGACUGAUAUUCUAUCUUAUCUUUGGAAAAGCAGAUGUCCAAGACUGGGCUAAAGAAAGAAAACUUACUCAUUUAUGA